Molecule: messenger RNA, 1929 nt
Organism: Closterium sp. Naga37s-1
Lineage: Eukaryota; Viridiplantae; Streptophyta; Zygnematophyceae; Desmidiales; Closteriaceae
Source: the annotation of a GenBank genome assembly
AUGGUGCAGUGGGGAGGGGGGAGGUGGUGGGGGGAGGGCGAAGUGGGGAGGGGGGAGGUGGACGGGGGAGGGCGAAGUGGGGAGGGGGGAGGGCGCAGUGGGGAGGGGGGAGGUGGUGGGGGGAGGGCGCAGUGGGGAGGGGGGAGGUGGUGGGCAGAGGGCGCAGUGGGGAGAAGGGAAGGUGGGAGGGGAGGGCGCAGUGGGGAGGGUGGAGGGUCGGGGAGCGGAGGGCGCAGUGAGGACGGGGGAGGGUGGGGAGGGGAAGGCGCAGUGGGAAGGGGGAAGGUCGCGGCGCUGCCCGUCGCCGCGUCAGACGUGGGUGCAUGUUUGCCCUCGCCCCCACACCUCUCCGCUUAUCCGCCACCAUCCCCCCUUCCUGCCCACCACAUCCUCUCUGCCCGCUCUCUCCUGCCAGCUUUCCCCCACCCGCUUCCCCGUCUCUAUCCGCCCUAUCUGCCACCCUUCACCUCCCCUCUCCCCGCAUUGUCCGACCCUGGCUCUCGCCAGAGCGGCAGCAGCACGCACAAGAUGCGGCGUGCCAUGGGGCUUGUGCAACCAGGGCAAGCUGGGGGGAAGCAGGGCAGGGCGUGGGGGCAAGCAGGGUGUGGGUCAAGCUCCCUUCCCGCAGACCCCUACCCCCUCCCUCGUCCCAGUCACUCUAUGAGGCUGGGUACGCCUCGUCCCUCCCAGGGGGUGCUGGUGGGCAGGGAAGUGAGGGAAUUCUUGGGGCAUGCCCGGCACGGCAUGAUCGCCGUGACUCGGCCGAGGAGAGAGGCAGUGCUGGCGACGGCCAAGCGUGAGUUUCGAAACGCCUUAAAAACCGCUCACCCCUCCGUUUCUUCCUCCCUCCUUCCUCUCUUCCACCCUCCCCUUUCCCCUCCCCCCCCAAUUCCCCUCCCCUCCCCCCCCCCCCUCCCUCCCCCUCCCCUCCCCCCUCUUCCCCUCCCCCCUCUCCUCCCCUUCCCCCUGCGCUGCGUCUUUCAAGGCGCCUCAGAAGGUGGGGACAGUGGUGGGCAGCGUUGCUCUCCGCCGCCGCGGAUGAGGCGCGAGCGGCAUGCUCGUGUGCUGCCUGACUCAUCCGCGCGGAGGUGCGCGCGGAGGUGUGCGCGGAGGGCAGCAAUGGUGCAAGGCAGCACUGGUGCAGGGCAGCACUGGUGCAGGGCAGCACUGGUGCAGCUGCGGCUGUGGCGGCGCGAAGGGGGAGCAGUGGACGAGAUAAGAGAGGAGGAGAUGAUUGACCUUGCUGCACUUCUCCCCAUUUGCACUUCCCGCAUCUCCCCUCCCCAUCUCCCCUCCCCAUCUCCCCUCCCCAUCUUCCCUUGCCCAUCUCCCCUCCCCAUCUCCCCUCCCCAUCUCCCCUCCCCAUCUCCCCUCCCCAUCUCCCCUCCCCAUCUCCCCUCCCCAUCUCCUCUCCCCAUCUCCCCUCCCCAUCUCCCCUCCCCAUCUCCCCUCCCCAUCUCCCCUCCCCCUCUCCCCUCCCCAUCUCCCCUCCCCAUCUCCCCUCCCCAUCUCCCCUCCCCAUCUCCCCUCCCCAUCUCCCCUCCCCAUCUUCCCUUGCCCAUCUUCCCUCCCCAUCUCCCCAUUUUCGCCUUCUCCCCCCUCCACCCUCUCCGCUUGCCCAUCCGCCUGCGCCCCCGCAAGUGGCGGUGGCAGCUGCAGAGCAAGAGGCACGGCGUCCCCAUGCACACCCCCACGCUGCACUCGCUCACGCGCUCCCACCUCACUCGCUGCACUCGCUCACGCGCUCCCACCUCACUCGCUGCACUCGCUCACGCGCUCCCACCUCACUCGCUGCACUCGCUCAUGCAAUUUCGCUGGGCGAUUGUGCUGAGAGCACAUGUGGGGGCAUAUGUGGGGCACAGCGCAGAGUCCCUCCCUCCCUCACUUAAGUCAUCCCCGCCCCGCAGAGUCCCUCCCUCCCUCACUUAA